Messenger RNA from Salvia miltiorrhiza (redroot sage), 1864 nucleotides. Its product is annotated as GDP-fucose transporter 1. Lineage: Eukaryota; Viridiplantae; Streptophyta; Magnoliopsida; Lamiales; Lamiaceae. Gene Ontology annotation, molecular function: antiporter activity; GDP-fucose transmembrane transporter activity. Bases 601 to 1644 code for a protein of 347 amino acids. The transcript has a single exon. The record is from RefSeq and is a predicted model, not a curated record. Gene Ontology annotation, cellular component: Golgi apparatus.
UUUUUUUCAAACUAACGGCAGAGAGUAACAUUUUUGUAUUAAUAAUUUUAAAAAGUUUUAAAGUUGAGUGUGUAUUUUGGAAAUUAUAUUUACGGUUAAUUCUUCACCAACCCAUUCUGCUUCCCACAUACGUUGUCUGCUACAAUCCAUGUUUUCUUGUGUCGGUCGCAAAUCUCAAUCUUAAUAGAUAUUUUUCUUUAUAGAUUUUGUCCUUCAUUUUAAUUUCUUUUUCAUUUUUCUGGAUUUUCAUUUAUUACACAGCUUCAUAGCCUCCACUGAUUUUUUCUUUCUCGAUUUAAUCCAAUCCAUACUUUGUCGUCCUUUCUACAGUGAAUCUACUGAUUUUGGUCCUAGGGUUUUCCAUUCGACGCAUUUAAUCUCGAUUUAGCUAACAUGGGAGACUUUUCUUGUCAAUUUUGCCACAAUUUUAUUUCCCCCCUCAAUUUUUAGGGUUUCUCUUCACCCCUCCUUUUUUCUUAAUCUGUGAGAGAUCGUCUAUAAAUCUGCUAACCAACUGAUGAAUCCACAUUGAACCAUUUGAUUCGACUCAGAUUUAGCUUAAACUCAGCUAAAUUUGUCGAAUUUGAGAACCCCGCGCUGAUGGCUUUGAUACGGUUGGAGGCGCCGAAGCAGUACUACGCGACCAGCAGCUUGGUGAUCGGCUAUGCUCUCUGCUCCAGCUUGCUUGCUGUGAUCAACAAAUUCGCUAUUACCAAAUUCAAUUACCCUGGUUUGCUUACUGCUCUUCAGUAUUUAACUUCAGCUGCAGGUGUUUGGAUUCUGGGUAAAUUUGGGUUCUUGCACCACGAUCCCUUCAAUCUAGAUACAGCCAAGAAAUUCCUCCCUGCAGCAUUGGUGUUUUAUCUGGCUAUUUUCACGAAUACGAAUCUCCUUCGUCAUGCCAAUGUUGAUACUUUUAUAGUUUUCAGAUCUUUAACUCCACUUCUUGUGGCGAUUGCCGACACAGCGUUUAGGAAGCAGCCUUGCCCUUCUAAACUGACUUUCCUUUCUUUGGUGAUCAUUUUGGGAGGCGCGGUUGGAUAUGUAGCUACCGAUAAUGGGUUUACGCUGACUGCGUAUUCGUGGGCUUUCGCCUAUUUGGUGACUAUCACGACAGAGAUGGUUUACAUCAAGCACAUUGUGACUAAUCUUGGGUUGAACACUUGGGGAUUUGUGUUGUACAAUAACCUUUUGUCGUUGAUGAUGGCGCCCCUGUUUUGGGUCUUGACAGGGGAGUAUGUUGAUGUGUUUGCAGCUCUGGGAUCGUCGAGUGCAGGGGAUUUGUUUGAACCCGUUGCGUUUUCUGCAGUGUCUUUGUCGUGUGUGUUUGGGUUGCUCAUUAGCUUUUUUGGCUUUGCGGCUAGAAAGGCUAUAUCCGCGACUGCAUUCACGGUUACAGGGGUUGUGAACAAGUUUCUGACUGUUGCUAUCAAUGUGUUGAUUUGGGAUAAGCAUGCCACUCCUUUUGGUUUGGUGUGUUUGCUCCUGACUAUUGUUGGAGGGGUUUUCUAUCAGCAGUCUGUCACCGGAGGAGUUGGGACUGCUCCUAACCAGCGGGAGCCCAAGCAAACCGACAGUAAGAACGAUGUCAGAACUGACAGGGAUGAAGAAAAAGGUAUCUCUGGUAAACUUUCUGGAGUAUGAGUGUUCAAUUUGACAUUAGCUGCCUGCAGAGGGACACAACUUAUAUUUGAUUCAAUCUGUCAAGCCUUGUGACCCAGAAGAUACUUUUGGUUACUCACUCGAGAAUUUCCUAGAAUUUUAUAUAUGCCGAAUGUUUUUAAUCAUAUCCAUCAUUUACUAUCUAAGUUUUAUAGAUGAGACUCAUUUGCCAUAUUAAGAUGCUGAGGAUCACUUGACCUUA